UAAAACAUUAUUUGCAGUGAAAGGCGCUAUGAGAAACCAACUAAUUAUUUUGAAAAUACAGCACCUGACUUCCUGUCAGGGACGUUUUUUAUUUUGAAAUCACAGUGACAACUACAAACUCGAAAAUGUCAGUUGUUUUCGAAUGAAAUCUAAGAGAAUCAUCGGCAUGUUCGUUAUGCUAAAACGCUUCGAUUGCGUAACACUCCCCAAUAAUGAUUUGUGUUUAUGUUGCACACGGACGUAUUUGAGUGACGGAUCAGAGGCCAUAUUGAGUGUUGUCACCAGCAGCUACAAAAUGGAUGUACGUGGUCGUGUCUGUGUUGUGUGUACUUUGAUCAAUAAAAUAGAUCGAGUCAGAAACGUUAAUGCUCUAUCGUCCAGUUUGUGGACUCAUAGUUACCGUAGUUUACCAAGCUAAGGCGCUGUAACACAAUAACAAUCGUGGGUUCAUUAGUGAUCAGCCCACCCGAGAAGCAAGAAAUCUAUUUGAUGAAGGAUGUAAUGCCUCUGCCCACCAUAAGGAGGCAGUAUGCUAAACUGUACUACCUUAUGUCUCGUCGGCCGGAUCUGGAGAACUAGAGUCGAGGAAAAUAAGGCAGCAAAACGGUUUGGUUUGUUAUUUUGGAACAUAUUUUAUAUUGCAUUAAGGAGUAUAUAUCAUCAAUAUUUCUACAAACUGCGGAAUUUGAAGAAAUACUCGUACUUUUAGAAGGAAUGAGCGACAAAAACGUCAACUACUGGACGCUGUUUACAAGCCUCGAAUAAAGUCACACCGAGCAGAUGCCAGUGAAAAGACCCUCUCACCCCUGAGCAGCAGGAGUGGAGCUCUAGGAUGGAGCAAGAGGGGGUGAAUCUGCCCCAUUUUAAAGAGGAAGUGGAGGAGUCACAGCCCAGCCAUAUAAAAGAGGAGGAGGAGGAACAUCGCAUCAGUCAGGAGGGAAAUCAUUUUGAAGAAUCGGAAGAGUUUCCAGUGAUUUGUGUCAUUGUGAAGAGUGAAGAUGAUGAAGACAAAGGGGAAAGUGAGGAGAAGAGAGAGGUGGAGCCUCCAAGCAGUAGCUCAACUCAACAUAUGAUAACAGAAGCUGACGGAGACCACUGUGGAGGAUCGCAAGCAGACCACCUCUUUGCUCCACUAUCACAUAGUGAAGACACGUCGUCACACUCAGCUGACACCGAUGAUGAAGGCUCUGCAGCUGCUAAGACACGUCACACAGACAACGCACACUUUAAAUGUUCUCAGUGUGGCAAAACGUUUAAUGCCAAGGCAUUUUUGAUGAGACACAUGAGAAGGCACACUGGAGAAAAACCUUUUGCCUGCUCAGUCUGUAAAAAAAGUUUCUCUCGACAGGAUUACAUGAAAAGACACUUAAAAACUCACACCGGAGAAAAAUCGUUCUCUUGCUCAAUUUGCAGCAAAGGUUUUCAUGAAAGUUCAACAUUGGUUAACCACAUAAGAACACACACUGGUGAGAAACCUUUUAUCUGCUCAGUUUGCGGGAAAAGAUUGACCCAAAAAACGCAAUUAACAAGUCACAUGAGAACACACACUGGGGAGAAACCAUUCACCUGCUUGGUCUGUGGUAGAAAAUUCACUCGGAAUGAUCUUUUGACCACACAUACGAGAAUACACACCGGAGAGAAACCUUUUCCUUGCUCGGUGUGCGGCAAAAGUUUUACUAAAAAAGAUGGUUUAACGAGACACACAAGAAUACACACCGGAGAGAAACCUUUUCCGUGUUCCGUUUGUGGUAAAAUGUUUUCUCAAAAGAUAGCUUUGAUAGCACACACAAGGACACAUACUCGUGAAUAAAACUUUUCCUGGGCAAAGUGUGGAUUGGAAAUUCCCAAACUUCUGAGUGGAAUGUGGAAUUAGUGAAGCGCUGUGAAUACUUUAUGGAUUCACUGUAUUUGGUGUUGUUCUAAUGUGUUUAUGACACUUGUGGUUAUUAUUAUCAGAGACAUUGUACUAUCUGCUGUAUUAUGCAAUAGCAUGUUGUGUAAGGCGUUCCAUACACAUGUGUGCUAACAUACAGGCAGGAGAGAGAUGACUCUUAAUCUGUCUGUUAUGCAGGGUAUCACUCAGCUGGAUCUCUUCGUAGAUACUGCAGCACCUGUUGAGAU
This is a messenger RNA of Nerophis lumbriciformis (worm pipefish), 2121 nucleotides long. RefSeq lists its product as uncharacterized. Gene Ontology annotation, biological process: regulation of transcription by RNA polymerase II. Gene Ontology annotation, cellular component: transcription regulator complex; chromatin; PcG protein complex. NCBI's taxonomy places the organism in Eukaryota, Metazoa, Chordata, Actinopteri, Syngnathiformes, Syngnathidae. The record is from RefSeq and is a predicted model, not a curated record. Gene Ontology annotation, molecular function: DNA-binding transcription factor activity, RNA polymerase II-specific; RNA polymerase II cis-regulatory region sequence-specific DNA binding.